This is a messenger RNA of Solanum verrucosum, 312 nucleotides long. RefSeq names its product monothiol glutaredoxin-S1-like. The record is from RefSeq and is a predicted model, not a curated record. The coding region runs from base 1 to 312 and encodes 103 amino acids. The transcript has a single exon. Lineage: Eukaryota; Viridiplantae; Streptophyta; Magnoliopsida; Solanales; Solanaceae.
AUGGAAAGAGUGAUGAAGUUGGGAGGAGAAAGUCCAGUGGUGAUUUUCACUAAGAGUAAUUGUUGCAUAUCUCACAGCAUUGAAACCCUAAUUCGUAGUUUUGGUGCAAAUCCUACGAUUUACGAGCUUGAUGAACUUCCAAAUGGGAUGGAAAUGGAGAAAGCAUUGGUUGAAUUAGGGUGUAAGCCUAGUGUGCCAGCAGUGUUCAUUGGGAAAGAAUUAGUUGGUGGUUCAAAUGAGAUAAUGAGCCUUAAUUUGAGGGGCAAUAAGCUCAAGCAAUUGCUUAUAAGGGCUAAAGCCAUUUGGGUAUAA